Oreochromis niloticus (Nile tilapia) is the source of this 1247-nucleotide messenger RNA. It is a transcript of the gene pkig, whose product is annotated as protein kinase (cAMP-dependent, catalytic) inhibitor gamma. Bases 392 to 628 code for a protein of 78 amino acids. The transcript has 3 exons. Gene Ontology annotation, molecular function: cAMP-dependent protein kinase inhibitor activity. Gene Ontology annotation, biological process: negative regulation of protein kinase activity. Lineage: Eukaryota; Metazoa; Chordata; Actinopteri; Cichliformes; Cichlidae. The record is from RefSeq and is a predicted model, not a curated record.
UUUUAUCUUCGGAGCGCAGUGUGGUUUUGGAUCCAGCCCACAGGAGGAGUGGGAGCCUCCACAGACUCGCUGUGAUUGGCUCAGACACGACUAACUCCAUUUUGGAAAACAGCUGUUUGAAGACACAACCUUUUCCCCGUUGUUUGCCGACAGUACCCUGAGAAGAAAAAAAAUCACGCAGGUUUUCGCCACGCACUCUCUCUCUUCACCAGGGGCUGUUUUUUUAUACACACCAUCCUGCUUCACUUUGGGCCCACUUCGGCGCGCUGCGUUUUUUGUCCGACUGCCAGGAAACUUAACUGGAGAUCCAUGGUGUUAGAUUUCCAUUGUAACAAGUGGAUAGCUGGAGGAGACCCGGCCAAGGUGUAAUGAGAGCGCUGGUCAUGGGCAGAUGAUGGAUGUGGAGACGUCGUAUUCAGACUUCAUCAACUGUGAUCGCACAGGCCGCAGGAACGCAGUGCCCGACAUCUCAGGGGAGGGGUCAGUAGUGACCAGCACCAGUGAACUCACCAAAGACAUGGCAGAGAUGGACCUGAAGGCUGCAGGAGGAGACCCAGGGUCCUCCCCAGCCCCAGAGGCGGAGGGCUCCAACAGCCAAGCUGCCCAGGGAAGCGGAGGCCCAUCCUAAGCUCAGCCAGAGACCGAAGGGAGGCAGAGAAAUGUAGAGAGGAAGCAGGUGAAAGUAGAGAGACAUGGAGUAAGGAAAUGGAGAGUGUUGGUACUGGUUCUCCUGACUGGACAUGAGGACACUUUCGCUCACUGCCGGCCUGUUUGGAGCUUCAGGGGCUCCAAAUGUUCGCCUUUUUAUUGAAUCUGAUUGUACCACGGGGAACAGAACAGAGUAGAACUGACAGCUGAGAUGCUGCGCUUUUGCUUUAUACUCUGUUAGUUAUUUAUAUUCCCGAUGAGAGAAGAAAGCACAGAAACUUUGGAUUAAGGUCUGCGGAGAUGGACUGAGCUAAACAGAAUUCGUUCAUAACAACACUCGAAACGUUGCUCCAGCCUAAUGUGGGACUGUUAUGGAGGGGUAUUCAUUAUCAUCUGUUUGUCAUUUUCUUUCUAUGUAUGUGUGUGUGUUUGUGAUCCUGUUGUUCAGUUUCACCGUCGAGUCUUUUCUUUAUAUAUUUACCAACAUAGUCCCCAUUUUACUGUCGUGUAUGGAAAUUCAUAUUUAUUGCUAAAUGUUCAGUGAUAACUUUGUGAUAGCAAUUUUCUUUGUGUAAUAAAAUACUUAUGAAUUACUGCAA